AAGUUGACAUUGAGAGAAGGACAGAAGGAAGGACGGGGUCUACUCUCAUCCCCGGCCUGCUCCUCUAGUCCUCUUUACCCUUCACUGACGUGGACCACGUGCUUGCUGCCUGCCUGCUGCCUGCCUCACCUGCCAUGACAACCCUCCACGUCCCCACCUACAAUCAGACGCGGGAGAGGCAGCGGUCAGCCAGCGGGUGCACCGACACAGAUGGUGACGUCCACCUGCGAGUCAUUUGUUACGAUGAGACGGUGCGCAAGCUAGACCACUACUAUGGCAUUGUCAAGAGGCAGCUGCUACAGAACCAGAGCAUCAGCCUUGGCAUCUUCCCGAGCACCAGCCAGGACCAGCAGGUGGGGGAUGUGCGCACCUCCAUAUACUGCGCUGCGUCCAUAUGGAGUCUCUUCCAGGCAUACAGACGAAUUGACGAUGACCGAGGGAAGGCAUAUGAGCUGGGCCAGUCCUGCGUCAAGUGCAUGCGGGGAAUCCUCACCUGCUGGAUGCGACAGUGUGAGCACGUGGAGAACUUCAAGAAGGGACAGAACCCAAAGUUUGCCCUGCACGCCAAGUUCCACCUUCUCACUGGCGAGGAGGUCAUCUCCAGCGAGGAGUAUGGCCACCUACAGAUUGACAUUGUAUCCCUGUACCUGCUGUUCCUGGUGCAGAUGAUCACCUCAGGACUGCAGAUCAUCUACACCAUGGAUGAGGUGACCUUCGUGCAGAACCUUGUGUAUUACGUGGAGCGAGCAUACCGCACACCUGACUUUGGCAUGUGGGAGCGUGGCAGCAAGUACAACAAUGGCACUCCAGAGCUGCAUGCCAGCUCCAUUGGCCUGGCCAAGGCUGCACUGGAGGCCAUCAACGGCUGCAACUUGUUUGGGGAGAAGGGUGCCUCUUGGUCUGUCAUCUUUGUAGACAUUGAUGCGCACAACAGGAACCGCAGCAUCUUCGAGACUCUUCUGCCCAGGGAGUCCAGCUCAAAGAAUGUGGACGUCAGCCUGCUAUGUGCCAUCUCCUUCCCUGCCUUUGCCACACACGACCAGGUUCUGUACACCAAGACACGCAAUCAGAUUGUCAGUUUAUUGGAGGGUAAACAUGGCUUCAAGAGGUUCCACCGAGAUGGCUACGGAACUGCACUGGAGGACAAUAAGAGACGGUUCUACGACAUUGCCGAGACAAAAGAGUUUGAGAAGAUAGAAUGUGAGUGGCCGCUGUUCUUCCUGUUCAUGAUCAUUGAGGGCAUGUUCAAGGGCAACGAGGAGCAGGUGGAGCAGUACAAGAACAAACUGAAGCCGCUGGUCAAGAGAGACAAGUGGGGAGACCCAGUGGUGCCCAAGUACUACUAUGUGCAUAGGGACCAACUGAUUCUGGAGCGUUCUGACCCAGGUUCCCAGGGGCGCCAACCCAGCACAGAGGGCAACCCAAGGAACCUGUUCUUGUGGGGCCAGAGUGUGUGGGUCAUCGCCUCUCUGCUCAUGGACGGCCUGCUGCACAUUAACGAGUUGGACAUCAUCCGCCGCCACCUGCCGUCCUACAACCGCCCACGCAAGGGAGGCCGCUACUCUGCCUUCCAGGAUUCGAGCAAGAAAAACAGAGGCACAGCCAGCGACCUGGUGGUGCAGGUGGUGCUGAUUGCCGAGAGCAUGCGGCUGCAGGCGAUGAUGGCCACCUAUGGCAUCCAGACACAGACCCCUCAUGAGGUUGAGCCGGUCCAGAUCUGGCCACCCCGGGAGCUGGUGAAGGUGUACCAGAACCUUGGGGUGAGUGAGAAGCUUGGGCUGCAGGGACGUCCCACCCGGCCCAUUGGCGCCUUGGGAACCAGUAAGAUUUACCGAGUGUGUGGGCAGACAGUGCUCUGCUACCCACUGGUGUUUGAGGUGAGUGACUUCUACCUCUCACAUGACAUGGCACUGCUCAUCGACGACAUCAAGUCUGAGCUGCACUUUGUUGGCAAGUACUGGCGACUCUCUGGCCGUCCCACAGUCUGCGUCCUUAUACGAGAGGAGCACAUGAGGGACAUACAUUUUCGUGAACUGCUGGACUUGCUGGCACAACUGAAGACGGGCUACUGUGAUGGCUUGAAGGUGCGCACCGGCCGCCUGCAAAACCUCAUCUCAUCCUCCUGCAUAGAGCACCUUGACUUCAUGAGCACCCUGGACGUUGACCUGGACAUCAAGGCAUUUGAGCAGCUGCAGCACGCCAGUAUUGGCUACCAGUCCCUCACCGACGUGCCACGCGCCAUCACCUACUCUGAGGACUCCAUGAGCUUCAAGGACAUGGAGCUGCAGCCAACACACGAGGUGAUCAAUGUGCUGCGGUCUGUAUCCACACUGCACGGCCAGACUCAGCUGCUGGGCAUCCUGCUGCGCCGCGAGGGGCCAGACUACCAGAUAGAUGGCCAUCCAGUGGGAGAGCGGGUUCUUGCCCUGCUGAGCCAGGCGUCCUCACUCCGUUACUGGCGCACGGUGCGGGAAUGCACUGCUCUGCUCUCCAAGGAGGUGGAGUCUAUCUCACCUUACAUCACCACUGUCUUGGUGUCUGGAAAACAGCUGACAGUAGGGUAUGGCAAGGAUGAGGUGCUGCUGGAUCGGCCAGUACAGCCAGGUGGCAUCCAUGACCUCUUCUACAACGCCUCACUUCAGACUCACAAUGUUGUACAGGCAGUGUUGCAGCAAGAGGUAGUGCUGUACUGUGGGAAGCUCAUCGCCACACACACUCACCUCUUCAAUGGCAUCCUCAACAUCAGGGUUGGGUGGGUGAUCAAGGCCAUGACGUACUACCUGCAUGACGUGUGCCACAGCAAGGAGACGGUGGAGGGUCUGGCGCCCAGCGAGGUGCGGCGCCUGCUGGUGAAGGUGCUGUCGCUGGAUGAGUGGGCACAGCAGGAGAAACAGGCGAAGAAGUCAUGUGGCUGCUUGUGGGGAGGCGAGGGGCUGCGUGGACAGUGCCAGUCACCCACCCAGCAAUUCCCAAAUAAUCAGACAAAAUGGGGUUCGUCAAUGGCAACAGCUCUGCAGCGGCGCCGGGAAGUACGACUCACACCACAGCAGAUCCGAGUGAUUGACGGCUGUCUGGGACGAACGCCAAAGAGGUUUUACGAAAAGGUGUUUAAUAUCCUGAGGAAGACGCCGCUGGGAGUGCGUCUGUGUGAUCAGCUCCUGCCGCAGCACCCCACCAUCUCUGAAAUGUCUUCCGGGGAGCUCAACUUUGCUCUCACAGUCCAGUCUCUCCUCAACCACAUCCAGCACCCUGAGUACCGGCAGAUUGUGGUGGAGCUGUUCUCUGUUGUGGCAACAAUUCUGGAGAGGAAUCCUGAGCUCAAAUUCCUGCAUGUGUUGAAUAUGGACCAGAUCUUCAAGGAUGCCUUCAAGAUGUUCCUCAAGGACCAUGGACGGGAGUGGACGGACGACUGUUCAACCUUCUACAAUGCCUCCCACGUGGUGGUGAGCAGCUACCUGGCCCGGGCCGUGGUCAAUUUCAUGCUGACAGGUGACAUGCGCAGUGAGAUAGAGGAAGGCCUCACCUGUAAGGUGUCUUAGGUCACCUCCCUCACUGGUGUUGUCUUCACAUGUCUUGCUUUAGUUUCCCCCUGUUGUUUAUUGAUUCAUUCUGUUUUGUAUACAAAAUCUAUUAAAACUUUGUUCAUAGGAAUUGUGCCUCAGGCAGCAUUUUACAAACACCAAACAGGUUGAGAAAUUCAAAAUGUAUUGUUGGAAUAUUUCAGUCAUGACUUGUGGGAAGGAAUGUAGUGGUAGCAAGCUAAACAAAUUCUGGAUCUGUAAAUAUCUAGAUGAAGGUGUGGCAGCCAAGACAACAUUUGAUGAUAAGCCUUGUUACCUCAUAGUUGUAAAGCUACAGAGGAGGGGCCCUUUGUCCCCUUGCUCCGUCCCUCUGUGUUGCCUUGUAUGAUAAGCAGGGAGUGCAGUGGCAGCAUUCUUCCAGCAGACCACUGUGGUGCUGCUGGGCUGUGUCUCCUGCCACAGGGGAAAGUAAUUACCUACCUAAAAUUAUUUGCAUCCCAUAAUUAUUCUCUUGUGUUCAUAUUGUCUUAUGAAUUUUGUUUGUAGAUAUUGUUAUUUGUAGGUUGUAAAUAUUUUGUAGUUAUUUAUUGAUAAUACAUACAGUAGUUACUGGCAAUGUAAUUAUCACAAAACAUAUCCUUUGCACAAUCCAUGAUGUCCAUAAUUAAACCAAUUAUAAAGAUGAAUUAUCACGAUACACAGUGAUGGCAUUCAGUUACAUUCGCUUAAGUUUGUAUCACCUGUGCUUAUAUAAGAGUUUAUUGUACUACUUCUUUGUUCUAUCUAGUACUCAUUCACUCAUCUUGCUGCUUCCUUACCCACUAGUAUGAAGUGUAUUGUUUGCAGGCAAUAGUUAAACAGCACAAGUUUCAUCAGUAUCCACAGUUUAUUGUAGGAAAGAAUCAUCAUCAUGCUUUACUAAACAUAGCUGCUGAAAUGUAGGGAUGUGACACACCUGAGUUGGAGUUCCUUGCAAAGAGUGUUAUGAUGUGAGUGCUCUAGUCUAGUCAGUGUGAAACUUUGGGUCAUCCACUUCACAUCUUCCCUCAUAUAUUUUGUUUUUGGUUUUGUUGCAAGUGCCAAAAGUUGUUAAGAGAUUUUAAGAUAUAUAUAAGUUGUUUGUUUGAAAACCAUGGACUGUGAGGUUCAUUAAAAUUACAAAAUCUA
Molecule: messenger RNA, 4688 nt
Organism: Portunus trituberculatus (swimming crab)
Lineage: Eukaryota; Metazoa; Arthropoda; Malacostraca; Decapoda; Portunidae
Product: probable phosphorylase b kinase regulatory subunit beta
Exons: 29
Coding region: 135-3539 (1134 amino acids)
Biological process (GO): glycogen metabolic process
Cellular component (GO): phosphorylase kinase complex
Molecular function (GO): calmodulin binding
Source: RefSeq, a predicted model, not a curated record